AUGGCUCAGGAGACUGAAAACUACGACCCCAUUGGAUCCAUCUUAAUCCAGGUUCAUAAAGAUCUUUAUCAAUUAAGGAAUAAAUUAACAAAAUUCCCACUUGAGGGAGAAGGAAAGACUCUAGACAUUCAGAAUCUUGAAACAGCAAUCGAAAGGACAGAAAUGGGGUUAAGAAUUCACAUUGAGAAGUAUUUAAGUGUUGUAAACCAACAUGUGUUAACGACUCCUGUUACUGAUGAGAACUUGUAUUCUCCUGAGGCUUCCAAAUGGUUGCUUCCAGCAGUAAUUGAUCAGAAAUCAUUUAUUUUCCCUCUGGAAUCUGGGGAUAAACUUUGGCGGCCCCAAAAACAGCACAGCUCAAUUCCACAUACCUUUCCAAGAGUAAAGAGAAAGAUAGGGUUGAAUGUAAAAAUCAUGCAGGAUCCUGAAAACAUCCACCACAGAGCUGCUGUAAAUGCGAACUAUGGAAUCAGUUUGCCAUAUAUUAAUCAGAGAAAAGCCUGUGUAAGUAAUGAGUUGUUUUUAUAAGCUCUAAAUUUUUUUAAGAAUUAAAAGUCAUUGAUAAGCAAUGUAAAAUAUAAUGUGGAUUUUAAAGUAAAGAUGUGAUCCUUUUGUCUUUGGAAUUUUGGGAAGGUAAAAUGGAGUGUCUUGCAUUCUGCUUAUAAUUAGAAAUGAUUAAGAAAAUGUAAAUCCAUUUAAAAAGAUCUGUUUGCAGCUCACUCAA
Messenger RNA from Loxodonta africana (African savanna elephant), 724 nucleotides. Its product is annotated as IQ domain-containing protein H-like. The record is from RefSeq and is a predicted model, not a curated record. Lineage: Eukaryota; Metazoa; Chordata; Mammalia; Proboscidea; Elephantidae. Bases 1 to 528 code for a protein of 175 amino acids. The transcript is spliced from 5 exons.